Molecule: messenger RNA, 1940 nt
Organism: Aphanomyces astaci
Lineage: Eukaryota; Oomycota; Saprolegniomycetes; Saprolegniales; Verrucalvaceae
Exons: 3
Coding region: 50-1870 (606 amino acids)
Source: RefSeq, a predicted model, not a curated record
CACACAUCGAACGUUUGGCGCAUUCCAAAAAGAGCGCGCGGGUUCACAUAUGACCGACGUCAGUGCCGCCGCCACCACCAUCUCCAUGGACCCCCAAGGCGCCGUUGCCGUUACACCUCUACCGCAGGAUGCAAGUGGACCCCUCGGUGCAGAUGUCACUUCCUUGAAGGACGCAGCUGCAGGACACGACACCCCCAUCCCCACGGAACUGGUGUCGCCGGCCGUCCUUUCUACGUUGGAAGGAUCAUCCGACGACAUUCCCGUCGAGAAGAUGUCGCACAUGGUGGAAGAAAUCAAAGACAUUUUGACCUUGUCGCCGUCCAAGAUCCCUGUUCGCAAGGCGGCUGCAUCCCCGUCCAAGUUCGAGUUGGACAUGGAGCACACUCCGCCUCCCGCUCCCAUGGGCACGGAAGUAUCACCUGCGAAGCGCAAGUCCAUGUCACCAAGUCAAAAGGACGACAUGGCUAAUCGUCUCUACAGCAAAGCGAUGGAACUCAAAGAAAAACGCGACAAUCUGUAUCGACAACCCAAGGAAGAGUGCACGUUCAAACCCACGAUCAAUCGCACGCCGUCCAAGCGCGAAGAUGCGACGGAGAAAGAUCGGUUCCUGGCACUGCACGAGCAAGCCGAAGAUAUGGCGCGGCGGAAGGAGGAGUUGAAGCAGAAUCUCGAAGCGCAGUUCACAUACAAACCCGAGAUUUCGAACCUGUCCCGUCGGUUGUCGGCCCGCCACGACACCGACGUCUCCAAGUCGACGUCGCGCGUGGAAGAGUUGUACAAGAACCACCAGGAAAUCGAAGCCAAACGCGAGGAAAAGAAAAAAGAACUCGAGAAGAAGGAUGCCGUCGAGUGUACUUUCCAGCCCAAGAUCAACAAAAAGACCAAGUCGCCACCAAAGCAACAGCCGUUGUACGACGCCGACUUGCAAAAGCAAAAGCGGCUCGAAAAAGAGCGCAAAAAGGCCGAGCUCGAAAUGGCCGAGUGCUCGUUCAAACCGCACACGACGGCGACUGCCAAAGGCAAGGCCGCCGGCGGGGACAAGUCGUUCUUUGACCGGUUGCACGAAGCCGACAAGAAAAAGAACGAACGCCUCGACGCGUUGCGCAAGGCGAAAGAAGAUAAACUAGUCCAGGAGUCGACGUUCCGUCCGGCGAUCAACGAGCCCAAGCACCACCCGAAUGCGGCCAAAGCUGCGAAUAAGCCCGACAAAGUACCCUUCCACGAACGUCUCUUCAACAAGGAGUUGCAGCAAACCCAAGCGGUGGAGCGGGAGCAAAAGAAGCUCGAUUUGGAAUCCCAAGUGUGUACCUUCAAGCCCGAGAUCCUCGCCACGCCAACCACCGCGGGACUGGAGCGUAGAGGCAGCAUAUUUGACCGAUUGUACGACGAAACCAAGAAAAAGCAAGAAAUGCUCGACUUGGCCGAACAGGAAAAACUCAAAAAAGAGAUGGAAGAGUGUACGUUCAAGCCCCAAGUGUUGGUCGAUCCGGCGAUCAUCCUCAAGGACUUGCCGACGGAACCCGUGUGGGAGCGCCUCUCAAACGACAAGAAACAGAUCUUGGAAGACCGGGAAAAGCGAAAAGAACAACUCGAGCAGAAAGAGUGCACGUUCAAGCCAAACAUCCAAGGUAGCGCCGCCGAGUCCAACCGUCGCAUGAGUCUGCGUCGUCCAUCGUCGCCAACGCUUCAGAGAUCGCCGUCAAAGUGCGUGGACAAGCCAGUGGAUGCCGCGGAAGUCCAAGGCGUGGAAGGCCAAGUUGAGCCCAUGACGUCUGUGACAGGGGCCGACAACUCGGAAUCGAAAGCGAUUUUGAACAACUAUGACAACUGGGCCGCUUCGUUGGAGGAAAAGAUGCUCCAACUGCAAUAAGACGGUCAAUUCGAUAUAUCGUUAUGUGUUUGGUUACUUUAUUCCACUCUCGUUUGACAAUAGUACAAAU